AACGAAUCGUAUUUACAUCAGCAUUUGAGCAUUGAAUACCAGUUUCACUGGUUUGGAGUGGUAAGCAGACACAUAGCCUCUCCUUUGUGUGAGAAGGGCGAUCACAUUUACUGUAUCGUGUAUUCCUUAUUUUACUGUUUGGGUCAUGGAGUACGCCAGAGAAUAUGCCAGUGCACUGUCGCCUAGAUCUCUAAUGAGGUCCGUUUCAUCAGUGGGUUCCUCAAUCAGCAGACGGGUCCUCUUCCCUGCUGAAGCGCCGCUGCGCCCCUUCAGGGUGUGUACCCACAAUCGCAGCAGCAGGAAAGGAGUGGUGGCCAGGACUUUGGAUGAUCUCUUUACUAAGGCAUGGCAUGCUCUUUCGCUUGCUUCAGAAGUAGUCACACUGGUGUUGGAAGAGGAUGGCACUGUGGUUGAAAACGAGGAAUUCUUUCAGUCUCUGGAAACCAACACUCAGUUUAUGGUGCUUGAAGAAGGGCAAAGAUGGACACAAGCUAAGGGUGUCUCGGGUGUUAGACGUUCUAACAAAAAAGGAGUAGCCAAAGUCACAUUUGACCUGUACAAAUUGAACCCCAAGGACUUCAUUGGGUGCCUCAGCAUCAAAGCAACAUUUUACGAGAUGUAUACAAUGUCCUACGACAUUAAAUGUAUGGGAGCAAAACAUGUGCUGAAGAAGAUGCUUCGUUGCCUCUCAUAUGCUGCCCAGGUUGCUGGCCAGUUCCUUCUGUAUGGUUCCACUUGCGUGCUGCAUUAUACCGGGGAAGGUGAGGAAGCUGGCUCGUUCCGAAACCCACGGCACCCUGCUGAUGACUGAAUCCCUGACGGGACCAGUGCCUGGAACCUUCUCUAGUAUGCUACAUUGUGAAUAGGUUGGUCCAGUGGUGUACCCUUGAUGAUACUGGGUUAGCACAAUAUCUACUGUACUUAGAAAGUAACUUUAUAGCCUUUGGUAAAUUUUUUUCAGUCAGUAAACAUGUUCAUGAUAACUGUUUUUAGCCAUGAUUGUAUUUAUCUUUUGGAUCUAAAGGAAUUCAAUUAUUAUAUAUAGACAUGUAUUAUUGAACUGAAAUCCUUUUUUUACUCUGCCCAUUAGUCUGUUCUUGUGCUGUGACAAUCAGGUUUUCUCAUUCAUUUUAGGCUGGCAUCUUGUUUACCUUCUGGAGCUGCUCUGUUUUUAUUUAACAAACAAAUCGGUAUUUCAGAUCUCUAAUUUUGUUUGAAGGGGUCAUUUUUAGCCCUUUUAUUAGCACAUUUAGUGUUUCUACGACCAUCUGUAGAAAAUUUUACAAAAGUAAUUUAAAACAAGUCAAGCAAGACUGAUCUUGACAUUACUUGAAUAUCUAUGAAUGUACACUACCUCAUUAGUUAAUACCCAUUCCUUUUGCAUGGAUAUCAGUCUUCAAUUACAAUGCACUAUGAUUGCAAACUGUCUUUUGUGCAUUCAUAUGGAAAGAAUGAUUAUCAUAAUGUAAAAAAAUAACAAUGUAAACUUCAUAGUAAAAGCUGUGUGUAUAAAAUAAUCAUUGAAAAAGUAUGUUAGAAUCCAUGUUUAACUGUUGUACUGUGCCAUUCUGUAUAGAAAAAUGCUUACCAAUAAAACAAGCAGUUUUUAUUUUG
Acipenser ruthenus (sterlet) is the source of this 1614-nucleotide messenger RNA. RefSeq names its product cell death inducing DFFA like effector a (gene cidea). The transcript is spliced from 5 exons. Bases 146 to 811 code for a protein of 221 amino acids. Lineage: Eukaryota; Metazoa; Chordata; Actinopteri; Acipenseriformes; Acipenseridae. The record is from RefSeq and is a predicted model, not a curated record. Gene Ontology annotation, biological process: regulation of apoptotic process; apoptotic process.